This is a messenger RNA of Thrips palmi, 1532 nucleotides long. RefSeq names its product pectin lyase B-like. The coding region runs from base 383 to 1414 and encodes 343 amino acids. Gene Ontology annotation, molecular function: pectate lyase activity. The record is from RefSeq and is a predicted model, not a curated record. Lineage: Eukaryota; Metazoa; Arthropoda; Insecta; Thysanoptera; Thripidae. The transcript has 5 exons.
GUAACCUUACAAAGAAAAUACUUCACAAUUUACGAACCAUUUCUUCGUGUUACAGAGUAAAUUAAUUUGAAUUAUGUAUGCUCAGAAUACUUGGUAAGGUUUUAAGCGUGUAGGUAUAGACGAUGCUCUAGACGAUUUAAUGUUCCGCCCGAAUCUGGUACCAUCAGGGGAAGUUUAGUGCGACCCGCUCCUGUGUGUCGGAACUUACACUGACGGUAUCAGAUUCCCCCACCCCUCUCUUUCACACAAACAUUUUUGUUUCAUCGAAGGUCCGGAAUUCAAUCACCCUCCCCCAUCCGGCCGCAAUGUUGCGCAUGGAACAGCAAAUCGGUUUCUCGCCAAUCGUCGCCACCUUAGCACUGAUCCUGCAGAAAGGGGAAAAAUGUUGUAUUCCUUAUCUAUUUUUUUCUCAGGAAGGACGGUUGUUCCCAAGGACAACAAUGAGCUCAAAAACUAUCUGAAUAGCAAAGAAAAGCUUAUUAUCAAUCUCGACAAGACUUACGACUUCACUGCAUCAGAAGGUUAUGGAACAGAGAGAGGGUGCUUCUACAAGAAAUGCAAAAAGGUUCAAAUUUCGGAGGAGUCUUUGACGCGUUCCGGCACGUGCAACGGUCGUCUUCAGACACAGGUCAAGUACGCAAAGGCAGGAACGUCCGAACUCUGGGUUUCAUCCUACAAGACGAUAUUGACGACCAACGGAAAGGGUGCCAUUAAGGGCAAAGGUCUGCGCCUCAAAAACGCUCAGCAAGUGAUCGUCCGAGACAUAACGAUCAGUGACAUCAACCCGCAAGUUAUUUGGGGUGGAGAUGCCCUUGUUUUCGACAACGUGCAAAACGCCUGGAUACACAGAGUCACCACUGUGAGAAUCGGCCGGCAGCACCUUGUGUCGUACCAGCAGACCAACGUGGGCAUCACCGUGUCUUCUUGCUUCUUCGACGGCACCAACCAGUACUCCGCCACCUGCGACAACACGCAGUACUGGGUGUGGCUGUUCUGGGGAACCCGCGACGAGAUCACGCUCAUCAACAACCGCGUGUACAACACUGCCGCCAGGGUGCCGCACGCCGGUGGCUGGGCCAAGGCCUGGAACAAUAUUCACUUAAUUGGAAACUUCAUGGACAACAACCCGCACACUGGUCUGGAGCCACACAUGGGCUCGAACAUCCUUGCUGAAGGAAACCUGUUUUCGAGAUACAAGAGGAUCAUCAACGGUCGUGCUCACGGCGGACACCUGGCGCUGGUCGACAACGCGCAGGAGGCCAACACGUGCGUCAAGUACUUCGGGCAGAAGUGCCUCGUCAACAAGUACGAGAAGUCGCGGGCCGCCAAGCGGUUUGACGAGAGUGUCUUGGUCGCGUUCAAGUCGCUGGAUCGCACUGCCAUCAACGGCGCCCGGAAGGCAGUCUGCAUCUAAUGUAGCGGGAAACAGACGCGAUCUUCACACCUGUCUUCAACGAGGGCGCAAAUCGCUCUUCCCUCAAUUAGAGAAGCAACUAUCCUCUCUCUUAACAAAGAAAAAGAAACCUGGUCAA